AUGAGCCCCAGGAAAUUUCGGUUGAAUGUUUAUCAGAUUUGCAUAAAGAUUCUGAAAGCGAGGCAUUUGCCCCAAAAUGCAAAUCCAAUGGUCGUGGUUAAAGUGGGAAACAGAAGGAAAAAGACGGUGGUCCGUGAAAGAACGGACUCGCCGAUCUAUAACGAUUACUUCGUGUUCGAUCUCUUUUGUAACUUGGACGAGCUCUUGAGCACUAAAAUUACGAUAGCCGUAUAUCUAAAAGGUUAUUUACGUUUCAAAUUUCAUGGAAGCACAACGUUUGAAGUUGCUUUGGUAUGGGAUCAACCAGAUCGUCAAUAUUUUCACAAAUGGGUGAUGUUGACCAAUCCGAAAGACCUUUCCGCAGGACCGAAAGGUUACGUUAAAUGUAACAUCGCGAUUAAUGUGAAAGGAGAGAAAUUGAAAGUGCAGCCGGAUACGGAGGGCGAGGAUGACAUCGAGGGGAAUCUCUUGUUACCGGUCGGUGGUGAAUUCCUACGUUUUAGGCAACGAGCCUGCUACAUUUUUACAAUUUAUCGGGCCGAUGGUUUGCCAGAUAUGAACAGCUUAUGCAUGAAAAAUGAUUUCGAGAAUAUUAACCCGUUCGUGCAGAUAUCGUUCGCUGGAAUGAAGGAAACGACGAGAGAAGCAUGGCAAACUUACAGGCCGAGAUUUAACGAGAAGAUCAUGUUCAGAGAAAUGUUUCCAUCUCUGUGUCAACGUGUCAGGAUUGUUAUCAAGCACCGUGUUAAUAGCUGUCGAACGUGUGUCGUCGCUUCUUACAUUCUCAAUAUGAGCAAAAUAUCGAGUCCCGGGGAGAACGGUUUCCUGCCGACUUUCGGUCCAUCGUUUCUUCACUUUUACGGGUCCGGAACUACAGAGAAGCACAGCUGUUUUGGCAAGUGCUCUACAGCCCUUCCUUUUUAUCGCGGCAGAGUUCUUAUCUUCCUAAAGACUGAAAUAGAUGAUUCGGAAACAAUGUCUGGAAACAGUGUAGAAACAGAGCUCGCGGCACCAAUAAUCGAGAGAAGCUUGUGGAAGACGGAAGAAUAUUACCUGGUCGCUGUGUUGUACGAUAUAAGCAUGAUCGAUCGGCGAAAAUUUUGGACGAAAUCAAUAAGCUUCGAGGUUAGCCUCGGAAACGCCGGUAACAGACAAUUUGGUCGCAGCCAAUGCUUCGAGGACAAUAACGACGGAAACCAGAUGCCAGAUCGUAGACCGGAGUUCGAGAGCGAGACUGCGCCACGAUUGACUGGAACGCUGGAUGGCAAAUAUAAUUACGUGCCCCUUGGCUCGCGAAAACCCUGCCUCUACGUUAAGUCUUGGUGGCCGAAUCUCGACUGGCGAAUGUACAACAGUAACAGCUUAGCGUUCAUCGCUAAUUUCCUAGAGGAAAAGUUGGAUCAACUGGAGAGCAUGGUGGCGCUCGAGCAUCCGGACACUUACAAAUUCUACAACGAGACGAUCCGUGCCAUGAGAAGCCACUGCAUGCAUUAUUUGCAUACGUUAGACACAGGACGAUACGACGACGAGGGUGGCACUACGAAGCUCGAUCGCUAUCGGGUGAAUCUAUGCCGUAAAGAGAUUGAGAAUAUCCUGAAGAGGAUCAAGAUCAACGGUGAACUUCCGAGCAAUCACUACACGAGAAUCGCGAUGGCGCAUGCCUAUCAGUAUCUCGCUAAAGUGAAAAAGCUACGGGAAGAUCCCCAGCACGGUCUCCCGGACGUUUUCAUUUGGAUAAUAGCCGGCUCGAAGCGAGUAGCGUACGCGCGAUUUCCAGCGGAAAGGAUCAUUUACUCGGAGGAGGUAACCGAAAGGGGGCCGCUGUGCGGUCAAAAGAUCGACGUUCCCUUGGUGCAUCCGCGAGAUGAAGAAGGCGCCGACUACAUGGCCUGUAAACUUGAAGUCUUUCUCUGGCUGGGCAACGCCAAGUACGUGGGAGCCUGUUGGGCUUCGAUACCACCUGGCUAUACGGUGGACCACGAACGGAACAUCGAUUCGUUCCCCAAAUAUUUGGAGUACAGCCGCUUCACGGCGUUUCAGUUACGAGCCCACAUAUUCCAAGGUCGCUUUGAUCCCGGCAUGGAUGCAUCCGGUUUAUUGGAUCCGAUCGUGCGUGUCGCGUUUCACGGUUACACGGCCUCCACCAGAGUUAUUAAGCAGACUCUCGAUCCGUUCUGGGAUCAAACUUUAAUAUUGCCGCCGAGGACCGUUCAUGGAACGAAAGAAUAUAUUAAAUCAAACCCGCCGAAAAUCACUCUGCAAGUGUACGAUCUGGAUUUACUAGGUUUCAAGGAAUUCUGCGGGAGAUGCACAGCUAUCCCAUUAGUUAAGCUCGCGGAGGAAACUUACUCGCCGCCUGAUUUCCCUCCGAAACUUGAGUGGUACAAAUUUAAAUCGCAAAGGGAUUGCAGCGGUUCGGUGCUCGCUGCCUUCGAGCUCAUAGAGACAAUGGACGACACGUCCGUAGACAAGGUCAUGGAUCCUUCAAUGCAGGACGUUAUUUUUAAUAUACCAGAUGACAUCAGACCGAAAAUGACAAGCUACAGGCUUGAAGUUAUAUUUUGGGGCGUACGAGACAUGAAGAAGAUUAAUUACAUGCCAGUGUUAAAUCCUCGGAUUAUUAUAGAAUGUGCUGCCGUUCAAGUCAAGUCAGAAAUAAUGGAGAAUGCCAAGAAAUUCUGCAACUACAAGGAGCCUCAUGUCAUCAUCGAAUUGGACAUGCCAGAAAUCGUUAUCUAUUACCCCUGCAUCACAAUAAAAGCAUACGACUCGCGAGGAUUCGGCUGCUUUAAAUACGUCGGGAUUUGCAUAAUACCGAGCGUUUACAUCUUUCUGGAACAAUUAAUAACGGAAGAGGAUUACGAUGCACAGAUACACGAAACUAAAUACUCGAUUUUGAAGCCUGCGUGGACUAAAAGACAACCUGUGACCAUUUGUAAGUUACCUCUCGCGAAAUUAAAAGAUAAAAAUCAAUUUCAUCGUCAAGCGCCCUUGCCGAUCGAUUACGAUCCAGCGAAAGAAGACGAGAAAUUAAUCCCGUACAAAAAGAUGAUCAAAGAAGAAACAUGGAUUGGAAAGAUCUUGCGGUCUGUAAGAAAGUUUCUCGCGCGUCUGAUACCAGGAAGAAGGAAGAGGACGAAGAAAACGGAGUACAAGUUGGAGAAGGACGAGUACCUCGACUGGUGGAGUAAAUAUUUCGCUUCCUUGGAGGAGGAAAGAAGCAGAGAGCUAGGCACCUCUUCUCCAGGUGAUCAGAAGCUUGUGGCUACGUUCAAGGUACCCUACGCUUUAGCGCAUUUUCACCAGCUCAGCUGUCUUAUUGGACGGGAAACAGGUAUACGACGGAGAGCUGGAGAUGCAACCGCAAUUCGCCGGCUUUCAGGAUCGUCUGAGAACGUUCGAGCUAUGGAAGGGACGGAAGAGCGAGGAUCCCGACCACUAUAUCGACAAUUACGUUGGAAAGGACGCAUCUGCGUGUAUCACUGGCCACAUCCGAGUAACUUGCCCUGCAAAACGAGAAGCGGCAGAAACGCGGCUAAUGGCCUGUGCGACGAUUAUCCGCAUACGGAGCCAAUCAAGCUUCUGGUCAGACUUUACGUCGUGAAAGGUGUCAACCUGCAGCCCAGCGAUCCCCUCACCGGGAAAUCUGACCCGUAUUUGUACGUUAAACUUGGGAAAACGUACAUCAACGACCAGAAGAAUUACAUACCGAACCAGCUAAAUCCUACUUUCGGACGGCUCUUCGAGAUAGAAGCCACUUUCCCUCAAGAUUACAUGAUGAUCGUGCAAGUGUGGGACUACGACGCAACUACGGCCGAUGAUUUGAUAGGAGAGACGAAGAUUGAUUUGGAAAAUCGAUUCUACAGCAGGCAUCGUGCCACUUGCGGCAUUUCCAAGGAGUACAACAAGGAGGGAUACAAUACGUGGAGGGACCGCGAGAGACCGAAGCAGAUACUCGAGCAACUUUGCAAAAGGAAUAAUCUUCCGUUGCCGGAGUACCAGGAUCAUUACGUGAAAAUUGGACGAAAAAGAUUCCCUUUCGUCGACCAGCAGACGGAAGACGACAGGGAAGAGUGUAUGGCAUUGAGCGUGCUUCACCGAUGGCAAGAUUUCCCCGUUUGCGGCUGCGUCCUGGUGCCUGAACACGUCGAGAGACGACCGCUUUUUAACAUCGCCAGACCCGGAUUAGAGCAGGUUGGUAAAUUAGAACUUUGGAUCGACAUGUUUCAAUUCGGCGAACGUCCUCCGAAACCAGCAGUGGACAUCAGUCCGCCUGUACCAGAGAAGUAUGAAAUUCGCGUGAUCGUUUGGAACACCGAGGACGUGCCUCUCGUCGACAGUCAAUUCCUUACCGGAGAAAAGUGUUCAGAUAUUUAUGUAAAAGGCUGGAUACUUUACGACGACUAUCAAAAAACCGACGUCCACUAUAAUUCUCUGAACGGAGAGGGAAAUUUUAAUUGGCGAUUUAUAUUUCGCGUCAUGUACUGCAAGGGUGAGCGUGUUAUGAUUGUGCGCAGAAAGACAUCCUUCUUUGCGCGAAGCGAAACGGAAGACAAACUGCCAUGCAGAUUACAUUUGCAAGUUUGGGACAGCGAUCAUUUUUCUCCGGACGAUUUUCUCGGAGCGGUGACGUUGGAUCUAGCCAAAAUGCCACGGGGAAGUCCGAAUUCCAAAACUUGCACUUUAUCGUUACUAGAUCCGACUCUGCCGACGAUCAACAUGUUCAAAAUGGCACGAAUUAAAGCGUGGUGGCCAUUCGAGUGUAGCGUGAACGCAGGUCGAUACGUCCAGGCGGUGUGUAUCGCGAAACUCCCAACAUUUAUUAACAUUGCACAAGACGAAUAUUUAUCUCUCGUAGAUUUUAUCAAAAUCGUAACGCCCGAUGCUCGCGAUGGUAAAGUUGAACUGGAAAUAUCAAUAUUGCCAGCGGAGGAGGCUGACGAAGAACCCGCGGGCAAAGGAAGGGACCCACCUCAAAAUCUACCUCCACCAAACCGACCGGAUACUUCGUUCUCCUGGUUCCGGAAUCCGUGGAAAGCAUUCCGUUACAUUGUUUGUCGGUAUUACAAAUGGAGGAUAAUAGGCUUCUUCAUGUGCGUGCUGAUAAUAUUGUUGGCAGCUUGCGGAAUUUAUGCUUUCCCUGGUUAUCUGGUGAAGCGGCUUCUCGGCGCUUGA
This is a messenger RNA of Heterotrigona itama, 5175 nucleotides long. The record is from the annotation of a GenBank genome assembly. Lineage: Eukaryota; Metazoa; Arthropoda; Insecta; Hymenoptera; Apidae.